Lodderomyces orthopsilosis Co 90-125 is the source of this 942-nucleotide messenger RNA. RefSeq names its product cleavage polyadenylation factor subunit. Bases 1 to 942 code for a protein of 313 amino acids. The record is from RefSeq and is a predicted model, not a curated record. NCBI's taxonomy places the organism in Eukaryota, Fungi, Ascomycota, Pichiomycetes, Serinales, Debaryomycetaceae. The transcript has a single exon. Gene Ontology annotation, molecular function: RNA binding. Gene Ontology annotation, cellular component: mRNA cleavage and polyadenylation specificity factor complex.
AUGGCCAAUUCUGAUGACGAUGAUGCUUACCUAUACGGAUCCGACGAUGAAGACCAACCAGUGACUAAAAAACAAAAGACACAAGCAUCGGAACUGACAAGACUUCUACUGAAAGAUGAUGAUGCCACUGGUGACAAUAAUGAAGCCAAGAGUAAUACGAACCAGGGCGAUAACAAAACAACCAAUGACCAAAAGGAGGAAGAAGAAGAUGACGACGACGACGAUGAUGAUGACGAUGAUAUUGAUAUUAUAAUAGGAGACACAGCUCCCAAACCUUCAGUCGCCGGCAACGACAUCAUAUCAGAAGUAGCAGCACCAUCAUCAUCUGUAGGCACCCCACAACCGACAACAUCUACAACUACCCAAAUAACAACCAAAUCAAACACCGGCGCAACACCUACCACAUCAAAACUUGAUAUCAAUGCAAACCCAGAAUACGAAGGUAAACCAUUAACACAAUUAGAUUUAGAAAUUUUUAAAAUCAAACCUUGGCGAGCUCCAGGUGCUGAUAUUUCCGACUACUUCAAUUUCGGAUUUGAUGAAUUUACAUGGAAUGCAUAUUGUCAUAAACAAGAUAAUUUACGCGGUGAAUUUAACCCACAAAAGAUUAUGGCUCAAAUAAUGAAGGGGCCAGGUGGUCCUUUGCCAGGAACUGAAGUGGGCAAGAAUAAUAAUAAUAGUCCGAUACCUGGUAAGAAUGGGAUUCCACAGCCGUCUAUGGGUAUGUUCCCUCCUGGUAUGCCUCCUAUGAUGAUGCCUCCUGGAAUGCAGAUGCCUCCCGGUAUGAAGAUGCCUAACAUGGCUAACAUGGCUAACAUGGCUAAUAUGCCUAACAUGCCAAACAUGCCUAAUAUGCCUAAUAUGCCAAACAUGCCAAACAUGCCUAAUAUGCCAAAUUUCAACUUCAACAUGUCUCCACCACCGCCACCACCACCAAAGUAG